Messenger RNA from Peniophora sp. CBMAI 1063, 1425 nucleotides. The record is from the annotation of a GenBank genome assembly. Lineage: Eukaryota; Fungi; Basidiomycota; Agaricomycetes; Russulales; Peniophoraceae.
AUGGCCGACCAACAACCCCCGGAAGCUCCUCCGUCUGAAUCCCGCCUCACGAGACUACCCUACGAACUCCGGCGCAUGAUCUUCGUUCCACUCUACGACGAAUACCUCGAGGAAGAGAAGCUCAGAGGCGGACAAUACUUACCUCAUUCACUCGCCUACAUUUCAGCGCCCUGGAACGUUUUCGAGGCUCUCUUCGACGCGCGGGAUUUCGUACGCACUUCCCGUGGCGCGCCCGUUACGAUGCUUCACCCCGAUCGGACCCGCCGCGAGUUGGCGGGACUUCCGAAGAACGCGAAAUUGGAUCUUUACUGCUCCGAUACCGACGACUGGAGGCCAUUCGACCGCGAGGAUACAUUUGACAAGUUCUCCAUCCCAGCCGCUGCAAAGCGUGCGCUCCGCAGAUUGGCGAAUGCGAAGACGCUCACGGUGUCCGCUACAAUGUCCAAACUGUCCAACUUUCCCUUGCUUACCGAAGGAAGACUCUCCAACAUCGACAGACUCAGGCUUUUGGUCAGAAUUCUCUACAAGCUGUCGACCGGGAAGGCACCAGGCCUGCAACAGUUGCAUAUCGGGGUGGAUUCGAACAUGGCGCCAGAGGACGUCCAGACGUCAGAGGACGAGAAGACGCUAGAGGAAGACAAGACGUCAGAGGGAAAGAAGUACGCUCAUCAAGUUAGAAUUCAAAGGGCUCUGCACGCGCAUGAGCGUCGUCUCUGGGAGCAUGGUGCGGAUCUCUUCCCUGAGAUAGAGGACCUGGAGCUAGCCGGACUACACUGCACGGUUCGGCCGCGUCUCCCGCCGUCGCUCACCAAGCUCGACCUGACGUGCAUCUUCACCAUCAGUAUGGACGAUCUUCUCGACAUGCUCCAAUCCCUCCCUAGUCUGCGCGACUUGGCUCUCUCGGAUUGUGCGCAGCGUCUUCGCUCGAUGACGCCUGAUCGGCAUACACCCCGAUCCGUACACCUACCGCACCUUCAAAAGAUAGCGUUACGAGAAGGACUUCUGGAGCUUGUAACCAUCCUCUCCCGCCUCGAGUUUGGGCCCACUACGUCGAUGAAUCUCUCGAACGACGUCGAAGACUCCAAUGAUCAAGAUGUGACUCCGGAUGCCAUCAGCACCUUAGCGCGCGAAGUUCAAUCUCGUUUGGAAACCGGGGGGGAAGAGAACGCGUCCGUCUUCCAGGCACUAGAUGUCAAGCUCUUUCAAGGGCAGCCUGAGGUCAACACCUUCGAUCUGCACGGUUACGACGGCCUGCCAAGCACUUUCUUGAAUGAGUCCGCGUUUGUCGGCGAGCGGACGCACAAUGCCGAUUCAAAGGACGCUGGUUGGGAGUCGGAUUCAGACUGGGAUAAUAACGCGCCCUCAGACGACGGGUUAAUUGUAGAAUCCACUGGGCAUCUAACGCACGCCUGCAGCCUACGUUGA